AUGUUUGACAAAUUCAAGCAUAUUGAAAAUCAAGCAAAAACGAUUUUUUGGCGAUUAGACGGAGAAGAAUGGACACGCUUUUUGGAUUAUAUACAUGGUCCUGAUCGACAAUGGACAUAUUUACCUGCUUUAUCAUGGUUCUGUUGUCGACGAAGAUCUUAUGAACGAUUAAUGAAUCGUCAAUAUGGUCAUAUUAUUUUAUGCGAACAUGGUUUCAUCAUUGACGAAUUACAUUUUAUUUCGUUUCGAUCAUUUACUUUAGAAAGCAUAGAGGUACAAAAUUUCGGACAAGAUUCAUCAAUAUUAGGCUUAAGACUUCAUGGUCGCUUGACGGCUGGCAAGAGUACUCGAAGUAUUGACUUUGACUUAUUUGCACCAUCAUGCAUCAGACGAGAACAAUUACAUGCAAUUGCUGAACAAUACAAGAGCAAGAUACCUGUAUCAAAGGUCUGA
Messenger RNA from Rotaria sp. Silwood1, 453 nucleotides. NCBI's taxonomy places the organism in Eukaryota, Metazoa, Rotifera, Eurotatoria, Philodinida, Philodinidae. The record is from the annotation of a GenBank genome assembly.